ACAACUGUCUUCUCGAGCGGUAUAAAAUGACACCAAACUCUAACGUGUGUCAGCCAUGACAGCAUCAAUAUAACUAUUGGGAUGGAAGACAUUUUCGUUGCAGCAUUAGUAAGUUUAUUGAGGAGGGAGGCAAAGGUUUUGCAUGAGACAACCAAGUCGGACAACCGAUUCUCAGAAGCUGCUAAGGCCUACAUUUCUGAUUCCUUACCACCAGCCUUGGCCUCCUCUGAUAGUGAGAGCCUCAGUGAUUCUGACUCUGAUUAGUGACAGACACUGAUCUGUGACCUGUGACAUUUAAUAACCAAUCUGCGUUAACCAAACUUCUCUUUAACAGUUUCUUUCAGAUAUUAAAAGAUGUUGUUGUUGUUGUAUUUUUUGUCAAGUUUAAAUAGGAUCUAAAAAUGACUGCGACUGGGACUUUUAUAUAGUUCAGUGGCACAAAGCUCAUUUAUAUUAGCUCUGUAACGUUAUGAGUUCAAAGAUCACUGUUUAUAUAAACUUGUAUAAUGUUAAAAAAAAUUAAGUGCCUCCCUCAAUGUUGUGUCAAAUUUAUGUUAACCCUCCCGUUUUGGGUUGGUAAAAAGUUAAUGACCCUCCCCUGAAUUCCUCCGGCUCAUCCCCCCUUCUACAAAUGAAUGCUCCCUUACUUCCAAUAUUUCCUGCCGCGUUGGGAGAAAGUAAAUCGAAGGAGCGCUCGGCAUGACGGGAAAGCAUGUUUCGCGAGAUAACCAGGACGUUCCUUUGAUUGCAUUACCUUUUGCCUUUGGUUCAAAAUGAGGAUUGGCCAAAACCAAUUUUUCCUGACAUGUUCAUUUUCAUGUAAAUUGACCACAAAUUCCUUGUCAUUAGAAAGAAUUUACCCCAAGCCUCAUUUUGAAACAGAGGCAGGGCUAAACAGAACCGACAAUUUAUUACCAAAUUUAAAAGGUUUUCUUUCGGGUUACAAUGUGCCGCUAUGUAACGAUUUAGAGGACAUGAUGAGUUAAAUUAACUCCAAGUGAAUUAUCUCUGAAGUUAUUUGAAGUGUUGGAAAUCAACCCAACUUUUUCCUUUUGAUUGUUAGCCCCAAAAAGGAAGUGGGAGACCACAUGAGGUAAAGAAAAACUCUUUGACUUCACUGACCAACUGAGCUACAAGACCACAGCAGGUCGUAAGAAACUACGCUGGUAAUUCAUGGCAAGGUGGAUAUUGAGGGUCAACAUUUUUGCCUCGUGUGGUCGGUUGUUUCCUUUCUAAUGGAAAAUCUAGUCCGUUCAAUUCGCCCCCAGUCCUUCCCAACCCCCCUUACAGAAAAAAUGGCUCAAACUAGGCCCAGCAAAAACCCAAUCAAGAAAAAAAGACACACGUUCCUGAACAAUCAUAUCAGAAAGCAGCUUUCAUUCACUGUUCAUUUGACCGUUCACGCUGGGAUGUGCAAAUGGCCAAUAAAGUAAGCAAGUCAAAUGAUGGUAUUUCUGCUUGAUUUAACACACUUAUAAAUGUUUAAUAGACCACCUGGCUGCCGUCAAAUAACAUAGCCAAGCAGUUAUGUGGAAAAACAGAGUCAAGAAAAUCGUGAAGGCUGCGACCGAAAAAGAACAAGGAUUUUGUAUUGUUUCUGGCCUUGAAUGUGCAACUUAAUUCAUAACUGAGAACAAGUGAUCCCAAGCGAUUAACACUACAAACUGAACGAACAUAUCUCUACACGCUGACAUGUCCGAUAGGUCGUGGUUUCGGAUUAAUCGUGAUUUACUAGUGUACAAAGCUUUCUAUUUCUUUUUUCUCAGCGGAUUCGGUUCCAUAUUUCCUUAUCUUCCGGUUUAUUUUCGUCAAAUUGGUCUGCCCGCCAGUCAGGUUGGGUUAUUACUUGGUUUGCGGCCCAUUGUUCAGCUGGCGAGCGCUCCGUUCUGGGCCAUCAUGGCGGAUAAAUACAGGAAGCGGAAAUCGGUGCUUGUAAUGUCAGUGAUGUCUUGGCUUAUCAUGACCAUGGCUUUAGCGUUCGUCGAGCCUACCAACGAAAUCUGCGAGAUUCGCCGGGGCAAUAAUACUCAUAGUCUCGUUUAUAAUUAUACCAAAGUAAAGACUGGAUUCUUUAGACGAACUCUGCUGUGGCACAAAGCUGACGUUGGAGAGGAAACUGAAGACGUUCAGCACCCUGGCAUAGACAUUGUACCCAUUUAUAUUGAUGGUGAAAGAAAACGACACUUCAAGUCUGUUUCAAGUUCAAACAUCAAACCGCAUUCAGCAGUUACGCUUACACAACUAAACCACACAAAGUUUGAAAUCACUAACCAGCCAAGAGCAUUUUAUCCAAGCAACGUCACUGACUUCUCUCAAAAACCAGACAAAAAGCACCGGACAGUUCCUGAUCAAGAGGGCAAUAGGUUAUCUUUAAACACAUUGAGUUCCGAACGAAAUUUAAGUGCGCUACUAAACUUUAUAAACAAUACGCAACAGUAUGGCGAGUACAGCAAGCAAGGUCCAACGUUAAAAGCAAGAACUAACAACACAUUACAAACAACCACCAGCCGAAUGGUGGUACCAACUACUCAACAAAUUAACCGCUCAAAUCACCUUUCGCGUUUUCACAAAUUCAACAAUUCUCCCGGUCAAAACAAGAGAUGGAAACACUUCUCAAACUCUGGAAAUUUAGGGAAACCCAAAAAUGAAGGAACAAAACUGCGUGAAACAGACACAGCAAACUUGACGUCCAAUUUCGUGUCACCCGCAAAACACUCUGAAGAGAAAAAUGAUGACUCGUCCAUUGACAAGAGAAGGCAAAAUAAGCGAGUGCCACCUGUAGUUAUUGAGUUUUCAAGGAUCGUAAUUCCAGACAGUAAAGACUCCUCUGCAAAUGAUAAUAGUGAUGACAUCCACAAUUAUUUGAAAGGCUUGAAAAAGGAAAAUACGACUAAAUAUGUACAUGCGCACAAAACUGCUUUCCACUUGUCUCAGCCGGCCUCGGAGCAAGAAAAUUAUAGCAUCUCUGAGCCAUUGGUGAGUAAGGCAGGAUUGUUACCACACGUAAACAAUUCAAAGUACAAAGAUUAUCAAACAGGAUUUAAACCUAUUAGCAAAGGCCUGUUGCAGUUGGAGGAAAAACUAUCAAAACUCGUAGAAUUUGACUCCAAGAGCACCUUGACUGUUAAUACCCCUCUUGACGCGAGCAAGGGAGACAUGCACAAGUUGCAUAUAAACAAUACUGCUGUUGACAAGUCAGGCUUUUCCAAUCAAUCUCUGACUCGAACCUUUCAAAUUCAUAUUCGCAAUAAAAACAUUUCCAAGGNGUUGUACACCUUAAAUCUGGAUGUCAUGAAUUUCCCUUUAGGAACGAACAUAUCUCUACACGCUGACAUGUCCGAUAGGUCGUGGUUUCGGAUUAAUCGUGAUUUACUAGUGUACAAAGCUUUCUAUUUCUUUUUUCUCAGCGGAUUCGGUUCCAUAUUUCCUUAUCUUCCGGUUUAUUUUCGUCAAAUUGGUCUGCCCGCCAGUCAGGUUGGGUUAUUACUUGGUUUGCGGCCCAUUGUUCAGCUGGCGAGCGCUCCGUUCUGGGCCAUCAUGGCGGAUAAAUACAGGAAGCGGAAAUCGGUGCUUGUAAUGUCAGUGAUGUCUUGGCUUAUCAUGACCAUGGCUUUAGCGUUCGUCGAGCCUACCAACGAAAUCUGCGAGAUUCGCCGGGGCAAUAAUACUCAUAGUCUCGUUUAUAAUUAUACCAAAGUAAAGACUGGAUUCUUUAGACGAACUCUGCUGUGGCACAAAGCUGACGUUGGAGAGGAAACUGAAGACGUUCAGCACCCUGGCAUAGACAUUGUACCCAUUUAUAUUGAUGGUGAAAGAAAACGACACUUCAAGUCUGUUUCAAGUUCAAACAUCAAACCGCAUUCAGCAGUUACGCUUACACAACUAAACCACACAAAGUUUGAAAUCACUAACCAGCCAAGAGCAUUUUAUCCAAGCAACGUCACUGACUUCUCUCAAAAACCAGACAAAAAGCACCGGACAGUUCCUGAUCAAGAGGGCAAUAGGUUAUCUUUAAACACAUUGAGUUCCGAACGAAAUUUAAGUGCGCUACUAAACUUUAUAAACAAUACGCAACAGUAUGGCGAGUACAGCAAGCAAGGUCCAACGUUAAAAGCAAGAACUAACAACACAUUACAAACAACCACCAGCCGAAUGGUGGUACCAACUACUCAACAAAUUAACCGCUCAAAUCACCUUUCGCGUUUUCACAAAUUCAACAAUUCUCCCGGUCAAAACAAGAGAUGGAAACACUUCUCAAACUCUGGAAAUUUAGGGAAACCCAAAAAUGAAGGAACAAAACUGCGUGAAACAGACACAGCAAACUUGACGUCCAAUUUCGUGUCACCCGCAAAACACUCUGAAGAGAAAAAUGAUGACUCGUCCAUUGACAAGAGAAGGCAAAAUAAGCGAGUGCCACCUGUAGUUAUUGAGUUUUCAAGGAUCGUAAUUCCAGACAGUAAAGACUCCUCUGCAAAUGAUAAUAGUGAUGACAUCCACAAUUAUUUGAAAGGCUUGAAAAAGGAAAAUACGACUAAAUAUGUACAUGCGCACAAAACUGCUUUCCACUUGUCUCAGCCGGCCUCGGAGCAAGAAAAUUAUAGCAUCUCUGAGCCAUUGGUGAGUAAGGCAGGAUUGUUACCACACGUAAACAAUUCAAAGUACAAAGAUUAUCAAACAGGAUUUAAACCUAUUAGCAAAGGCCUGUUGCAGUUGGAGGAAAAACUAUCAAAACUCGUAGAAUUUGACUCCAAGAGCACCUUGACUGUUAAUACCCCUCUUGACGCGAGCAAGGGAGACAUGCACAAGUUGCAUAUAAACAAUACUGCUGUUGACAAGUCAGGCUUUUCCAAUCAAUCUCUGACUCGAACCUUUCAAAUUCAUAUUCGCAAUAAAAACAUUUCCAAGGAAAUUGAUAAGCUUCAUCAAGGAGAAAGUCAAAAGUUGGAAGCAGAAUUUUUACUUCACCGCAUGAAACCAGCCUUCGACAUCUCAGUAGACCCCACCAACAACACAAAUGGCUUGAACGUAAAACCUUUAAAUGAUAGUAAUUCAACCAGCAAGCAUCUCCCACUGAAUAACUCUCUAAGAAGCUCUGGAACUACGUUACUUAAACCUCUUUGGCAGCAGAAUGUUAAAAGUGGUAAUGUGACAUCUGAUGGUGCGCAAAAAGGAAAACCCAAAUACAAUGAGCUAGAAGACAGCGAAAGUACGUUUCAAACAAUCCAAAAUUUUACGCGAAGUAACGUUUCAGGCAGUUACCAAGAAAGCUAUACAAAAACAGGCCAAAGUUAUCUUUUACAGAACCUUAACGGAGGGAAUACACAACUACUGGGAAAUUACGAGUCAGAUCAGAAAAUAUGGAUGACAAAUUUGUUAAAAACAAACUCUUUUGAACUUAAGAGAAUUUUCACAAUUCUGCUCGUUCUAGUAGUUGUGGGAGAGUUUCUAGAGGCUCCAUCGACGACUUUAGCAGACGCCUCCCUUCUUGAGCACCUCGGGGAAGAGCGACGGUACUACGGAAAACAACGACUUUGGGGUUCGCUUGGAUUCGGAUUAUCUUCGUUUCUUGUAGGAGUCUUAUUGGAGAGGUCACGCCACGUUGUUUGUGGUGAUCAAUACACAGAUUACAUGAUAUGUUUCUGUGUGUUUGCCCUUCUCAUGGUUAUGACUUUGUUUAUAUCUACCACAUUUAAAUUUCAGUAUAAAGAAACUGAUGCAAAAAGUGCAAGCGUGCUCUCCGCGCUUUGUAACGUACAUUAUGGGUCUUGCCUUGCAGCGGCCUGCUUCAUGGGAGUUGGUCACGGAAUGUCUCAUAGUUUUCUCAACUGGUUUCUCGAGGAUCUUGGUGCCACUAAAACAUUAAUGGGUGUGGCUGUGAUUUGCCGCAGCACUCUGGAUUUACUGACAUUUUUCGCGGCGGGAAGCCUCAUAAAAGCCAUCGGACAGAUUAAAAUCAUGAUAUGCGCGCUCAUAUCUUAUGGAAUAGCUUUUACACUGUACUCUUUGCUAACAAACCCUUGGUGGGUCUUGCCGAUAGAAAUGUUAGUUGGCUGCACGUACGCUGCUUCAUGGUCAGCUUGUACUUCAUAUAUGGCAGGUGCAUCGUCCUCAGAAUCAGUCACAACUAUUCAAGGAAUUCUUCAGGGUGUGUACUGGGGACUGGGGACUGGGUCAGGUACUAUUACAGGUGGUUUUCUGAUUCAUCAUAUCGGAGCUGUGGCCACGUUCCGCUGCGUGGCGUGUUGCGCGUUUGUGGUCUGUCUGUUGUUUUGUCUCGCACAGUGUAAGUGGACACGCGAGUCGACAGAAUAUGCUGAGAUGAAGUACACCUAUCUCCCAACUGUAGAGUCUAAAGAUACCGAGGAACUUCUACGAGGAUACCGCGGAGUAUCUAAGACUUCAAAGAACAAGCAUAGCACUACAAGGAGAUACUGAGUCAUAUCA
Orbicella faveolata is the source of this 6444-nucleotide messenger RNA. RefSeq lists its product as uncharacterized. Lineage: Eukaryota; Metazoa; Cnidaria; Anthozoa; Scleractinia; Merulinidae. The record is from RefSeq and is a predicted model, not a curated record. Gene Ontology annotation, cellular component: membrane.